AUGGACAUCAACGAAGACACCAUUCCCGAGCUGCAGCCCAUCUUCACCUUCUUGAACAGUCAUGCGAACAAGCUGUAUCAGGAAGGCUAUUUCUUGAAGUUGGACGAUCAAAACACUCAGGGCAAGCCCAAUGCAGACCGCACGUGGACCGAGUGCUUUGCGCAGCUCGUCGGUACCGUUCUGUCGCUAUGGGACGCAGCAGAGUUGGACGCCGCCGGUGAGGACGGCGAAGUCCUACCCAAGUUCAUCAAUUUGACGGACGCUUCUAUCAAGAUGAUCGAAUCCCUACCAACACGAUCGAAUGACGAACAGCCGCUGCAGAACAUCCUCAGCAUCUCGACUGCCGGCAGAAACCGCUACCUUCUGCACUUCAACUCCCACCACUCACUAAUCCAAUGGACCGCCGGCAUCAGACUCGCCAUCUUCGAGCACUCGACUCUCCAGGAGGCCUACACUGGCGCUUUGAUCGCCGGCAAGGGCAAGUCGCUCAACAACAUCAACCUGAUCAUGGACAGGUCCAAGUUUAAGACGGAGGAGUGGGUGCGUGUACGAUUCGGCGCCGGAGUGCCCUGGCGCAGGUGUUGGUGUGUCAUUUCUCCGCCCGACGAGAAGGAGUACCAGAAGGCACAGAAGGAGAUGCGCAAGAAGUCGCCCUACGAUCGCUCCACCCCUGUCCUCAAGGGAAGCAUCAAGUUUUACGACACCAAGAAGGAUGGCAAGAAGCAGAAGAAGGCCCGCCCAAUUGCCACCAUUACCGACGCCUACUCAUCGUACGCCAUCUACCCUCAGGCCAAGGCCCUGAUCGAUGCAUCCACCUUGCUCAAGAUUGAGGGCAACAUCACCAUUCACUCUGAGCCGCCCUCCUCGACCGAGGGUUUCGUGUUUAUCAUGCCCGAAACCCAUCCCGCAGUGAGCGGUUUCGAAAUGCUGCUGCGUUUCCUCUUCCCGACCUGGGACACCUUCGCCCUCUACGGUCGCCCCGGCAGACUCGUCGCCAGUGUCCUCGACCCGCGAUCCCUCAUGUUUGCCAUGCCGAAGCACCGCCGAUACGGCUACCUCGAAAUUCUGGACGUUUCUGGACUGAUUCUGACAGAGGGAAGCUCGUCCUGGACAGAGCGUGAAUGGAGGAAGCGGCUCAAGGAGCUCACCGGUAAGCGGAUGAAUGCCGUUGAUGAAGGGGCAAGCACCCGUCAAAGAAGUGGCAGCAAGAAGAGCGCCCGCCUCAGCUUUGGCAAUGGUUCUUCCAGCCCCGUUCCAGCUAAGCCAAGAGUGGGCUUUGCUGAUGAUGGGGUCUCAAACCGCUCAUCUCGCUCCAUGUCUUUGGGUGCACCCAACCGUUCAGAAACCGCGCCUGUCGCCACAUCACGGCCGCCUCCUGUGCUUGCUAGCUUGAACAAGGCAAACCACGCUCGCAACUCUUCAGAUCCCCACCUGUUGGGACAUGCGCCUCCUCCUCGAAUGGAUGACAGAGGAUAUGACAGCCAAGGCUCCUACAACAAUUCUUACAACAACUCGCCAGCGCGCGGCCCAACUCCAGUCAAGGGCAUCUUGCGUUCUGGUACUCAGAGCUCUGAUGAUGACACUGCUCGCAGCACCCCUGUUCGGGACCUCGAGAACACAGCUCGAAACAUGGAGUCGCCUGAGCCCGUUGCUGCGCCGCCUGCCUUCAACCACGGACCUCAGUCCAAGCCUGCUGGCAAGCCUUACCACUCACCUGACCUUCGCAGGGCUACCAGUCGCUUGUCCAACACUACCCUAUCACAGCUGGCCAAGGCUGGAGGAUUUGCUGUUCCUCCCGAUAACAGAUCAGACAGUUCUUCUGAGAGAAGAAGUGGGGAGGAUGGUGCUGGACCCAACCCAUUGGUACAAUCUCACGCCGCCAAUACUGAGGGAGGCUCUGCUGACAACAACUUUGCUGGUGAAGCUCUAACCCAUAAUACUCCCUCUCCUUCGGACUCGCUCCCGCCCCCCAUCCCACCCAUGAACCAGAAGCGUUCCCGAUCUCCCCUUGCCCAGAACUCGUUCGGUCCUCCCAGCCCUCACCCUCGCGGUCCGCUGCCCCCUGACCCUCAACCCCGUGGUCCCCCAGAUGCGAGAGCCCCUCAAGACGGACGUCCUCCCCACCAGAUGAGAAGCCCCGUCGAAGACCAACAGCCUCAGUUUCCCCCUCACGAUGCGAGGCCUCCCCAGGGUAUGAGAGGUCCUCAGCAGAUGAGGAGCAUGGAGCAGAUGAGGAGCCCAGUCGAGGGCCAGGCGCCGGGUUUUCCUCCUCAGGGACGACCUCAGCCCAACUUUUCUCGGCCCGAAGGAACCGGAACCCCGCCCAUCGGCGGUCCUGGCCGCAUCCCGACUCCUGAGAUGAGGAACCGAGGCAUGAACCAGAUGGGGCCUCCGCCACCUCAGCAUCGAGACCAUCGCACCGGUCGUGGCUUUCCCCUUCCCGAGCUGAACACCGCGAACGCAAUCCAGCGUAAGCCGCUCCCGACUCGUUCCGACAGCUUGAAGAGCCCCCAGGAAACCCCAAUCUCGGCUUCCAGCGGUGGCAGCUGGGGCAACAACAUCAUCGACCAGGCGGCUUUCUCGCAAAUCCAGUUCCGCGAAAGUCCUCGUCGAACUCCCGUGCCUGAGCAACAGCUCCGCAGGAUGCCCACGCAGCAGAGCGAUGGCAGCUACUACGACGAUGCUGCAUCGACCGCCAGCCCCGACUACGCCAGCCGCAAAUCGAGUGAGACCCAGCAUUCUCAAAAGUCAUACGAUCGGCCUCGUGCGGGUGUUUUGAAGACGGUGGGCGGCGCAGACUCUCCGGUUUCUGGCAGGGAGGACUUUGCCAUUCCUGACGUCAACUUUGGCCCUACCGUCAAUUACGGUGCCAACCAGCCCGCCCGAAACAAGACCCCCACCCCUCUGAACCCACAGGGCAUUCCGAAUCCCCAAAGGCCGUUCUCGCCAGCUCUCAAGUCUCCUCCUUACGACGGAGGACACAACCGACAAGAAUCUGAAGACACGGUCCGCAAGGUUGCCUGGCAACCGGGUGCUGCCGCUGUCGGCAAUGGUCAGGGCAUGACUGCUGAGCAAUUUGUCCAGCAGCGCGCUGCUCAAGCUACGACUCCCAUGUAUGGUCACGGCCGGACUCCUUCGGGCAACAUCCUAACCAUGCGUUCAAUGACGCCUACCCCUUCGAUGACUCGGAACACGUCUGCGGAGAUGCUGGCCGCUCGUCAUUCGCGUAGCAGCUCGGCAGACCUCCUACAGCGGCCCGGCUCUCGCGGUGCCAAUGCGGUGCUCGAAAUGUCGAACCAGGCUGAGCUUCCAUCUCACCUCUCGGCCCGCGAGCAGGAGCACGUGGCUCGCAUGACCGGUUCCCCGCUCAUCAGCAUGGCCGGUAACAGAAAUGCAAACCAGGGACAGGGAGCUGGAUUGGUCGGAGCCAUCCAGGCGCGUGAGCGUGAGAGAAUGCAGGCAAAGCAGGGCAUGAACACGCAAGCGGUGCAGCAGGCCAUCAACCAGAGGCAGCAGCAGCAGGCGAUGGCUUAUCAGCAGCAAGUCCAGAGACAGCAGCAGCAGCAGCAGCAACAACAGCUGCAGCAACAGCAGCAGCAAGCGGCGUAUCAACAGCAGAUGUUUGCUCAGCAGCAGCAAGUCAUGUCUCCAAUGUCACCGAUGUCUCCACAGGGCAUGUACGCUCAGAGCAACAUGUCUCGCGGCCAGAUGUCACAAAUGGGCCCCCCUCGAGGACAGCCUAACGGCUACGGCGCUUCCGUUCAGAACUUUGGUUACGGACAGGGCGGCGGCUACGCACAAGGAAACGGCUAUGGGCAAGCUGCCUACGGUCAGGGAGGUGGCUACGUCAACCCGAUGGCGAUGCGGCAGGGUCGUCAAUCACCCGGUCCUCAGAUGAUGGACCCUCGAUUCAUGCCUCAGGGAGCGUACUCGCCAGGACAUCAGCAAGCUACCCAGAAUGUCCUCGAUCCCCGGCGCAUAGGCAAGCAGAACUCGGGCUUCUCAGAUGAGGACAUCUCCGACAUCAUCUGCGUGCUCUACCCACACUCUGACUUCGCCCGCCGCGAAGUAAACCGAAUCGCCCGGGAACACCUGCCACAUGUCGUCGGUAGGGAAGAGGCAGACGCAGUGGAGCCGGACUACGAGGAAGAGGAUAGGGCCGACCAGUUCCAGCUCACGCCUCCGAAUAGCGACUAUGCGGUUAUCCUGAGGUUGUCGGCUCAGACGAAGGACCCCCUCCAGGGUUUCCAGUUCGGCCGCAAUGUCGCCCGAUGCGACAUCUGCUUCGCGAGUGACCCUAUGAAGCGCCUCAGCAACGUUCAUUUUCGCAUAUACGUCAACGACUACGGCGUCGUAAUGCUCGAAGACUCCUCGACCAACGGAACGUUCGUCGACGGCACCCUGCUGCGCUCGAAGCAGAAAUCUCCCAACGAAAGAUGCGAUAUCAAGCGAGUCCUCAGUCACGGUUCGCGGAUCAAGGUCCUUAUGCACGACGAAUCCCGCGACCUGGAGUUUUUGGUCAGGAUACCCAAGAGAACGGGCGAGUACGACCGCGCAUACAUCGGGAAGCUGGAGGAAUACUGGGCCAAGUUGGAGGCCUUGCGUGCCAGGCACAACGAGACCAUCACCCCGGGCCCAGGCGGUCACGUCGACUUGUUCAACAACGCGCCUAGGAGACCACCGAACCCGCCGCCGCGUAGGAUCGCGUUGCCCUCGGGUACCACACAAGACAACAAUGAUCGGUUUCCGAGGGAAUGGGACGGGUCCGGGAAGUACAACCGCGUCGGCCAAAUUGGGAAGGGAGCAUUUGCAGUGGUGUACAAGGUGACGUCUAAGUUCGACGGCAACCCGUACGCCGCCAAAGAGCUCGAGAAGCGGCGGUUCAUCAAGAACGGCGUUUUGGAUCAAAAGGUGGAAAACGAGAUGAGAAUCAUGCAGAGGGUGCAACAUCCCAAUAUUGUACGCUACAUUGAGCACUUUGACUGGGAUAACCGCCUGCUCAUUAUCAUCAUGGAAUUCGUCAGCGGCGGUGACUUGGGAAAGCUCAUCACUAACAGGGGGCCUCUGCAAGAGCAAUCCGUCCAGCAAAUGGCAUCACAGCUGCUGAGUGCUCUGGCUCACUUGCACGAGAACAACAUCACCCACCGAGACGUCAAGCCGGACAACAUUCUUAUUCACUCCCUCACGCCAUUCGAUGUCAAGUUGACCGACUUCGGCCUGUCGAAGAUGGUUGAUAACGAGCAGACCUUCCUCCGGACUUUCUGCGGCACACUGCUCUACUGCGCACCAGAGGUGUAUUCAGAGUACGCCGAAUACGACGACCAAGGCCGCCGGAAUCCAAGGAAUAGAGUUAAGCGCGCUGCGGUUGGUCAGCGAUACGACCAUGCUAUCGAUGUUUGGUCGCUCGGCGGUGUUCUUUUCUACGCUCUCACGGGCAGCCCCCCGUACCCUGUCAGAAACAAUGUCAGCUACUCGGAACUGCUGCACAACAUCAUGACUACACCGCUGAACACGCGUCCAUUGGCGUUGGCAAACGUUUCCCAAUGCGGCAUCGACUUUCUCCGGCUCAUGCUGGAGAAGAGGCCAGAAUCGCGUGCAACAGUUAAGGACUUGCAAGCACACGCCUGGCUUGCGCAUUUCAGAACUGCCUCGCAGUCAAGUUUCGAGCAAUCAUUCGAUGAGAUUAUAGAUGAGGAGGAGGAACUGCAGAUUAAUGCAUCGCAGCUCAGCUUACAAGACGGUCAGUCACGAACGCUUGCUGACACAGAGCCGCCGUUUGAAGACGUUGUCGACGACGAUCUCAUCGACGACUUCAUAGAGGAAGAGUCGGAAAAGGAGAACGGCACCUUCGGGCCCCCGGGCCACGCGGGUCAGAGACUAUUUGGAGAGGUCAAUGUCUCUGCUGUCGGGAGCUCCGGCGUUAUACCGGAAGACAGGCUCAACCUCGGCGAGUCGAGCGUGCUGGGCACCGAUAGCCUCGAGACGGAGAUACGCGACAGCUACGACUCGGAAGAUGCGUCGACUAUUGUUGGACAGAAGCAUCUGGGCAGCGGGGCACGACUCUCGGUCUCUGCUCUUAAUGGCCAGUCGGCGGACCAGCUCCAUAGCCUGGUUAUGAACGUCGCUUCGCAGAGCCUGGGCGCGACAGAGGCCGAUUUCCAGAUGAAGUCUGCUGCCACUUCGCAGGCCAAUGAGACUUUCUAUACCGCGAGCAAACGAAAGCCAUCCUCUGUCGACACGAGUGAUGAGUUCGAGCCGAUACCGAGGGACAAGCCAGCCUUCAAGCGCCUCAAGUCGGAAGGCAACCUCGACGCGUUGGCGGAACGAGAAAUGGAUCGAAACAUGGAGGAGUACAAGCUUCUUGCUUCGGUGCCGCAAAUCAGGAGACUCGAAUCAGGGCGUCAAAUCGAUCGGCCUGUCAACAAAAACUGCUUCUGGGGAAGUGACUUGACAACAUGGCACCUUCGAUACCCAGAGAUGACACAGCUGCAAUACGACAUGUUCCAACAAGCAGCGCGCUCAAGAAACGAAAGUUUUGCGGCUGGAAAGUCUCCCUUAUGGGAGCUGGCGUUCAAACAUUUCCCACCCAGCAAUGGUCUGCCUGCAAUGCACGUCAACGAGCCGUCGACUAUCAACGACACAAAGACGAUGUUCAAGCGGGACGACAGCAGACCUCUUGAAGGGACCGAGAUGGAUAUACCAGCGACGGCACCUCAGCCCGAGGAAGAAGACUCCCUGCCUGAUACCUUGCCGCCAGAAACCCAGCAGAUCAUCGUUCCUGUUCUUCAAGAUGAGAGUACGAAACGGGCAGUGGCUGUACUGGAGUCAUCUCCCGAGUCGGUGGUUUCUGGAAUCUCUGUACCGGUGACUGGACUGGUCAUGUCUUGGGGCAGAGGUCCAGAGAACACGAUAGUGUACAACCCAAAGACAGAGGUCAAGGUGCCGAAGUACGCAGCCAAGCUCAUGUUAUGGAAGGAAGGCUUUGAUUCCAGCAAGUACCGCAAGACACUGCCGUGGGAAAAGGACGACAAUGGCGACGGUUUUGCCUUUUACCUCUCGACAAAGGCUACUAACGGCGUUAUGCUCAACAAACACCAGCUGCCCUCCCACGACUGCAAGAACCCGCUUAGUGCGUCGAAGAACUGGAUCCCCAUCUACGAUGGUGAUGAGAUUGUGGUAUGGGGAACGCCCACGGAUGAUACGAGCCAGACCAAGGUCACCUUCCGCUGCUUCUGGGGCGACUCGGCAAAGCCCCGUCCCAAUAGUGUUCCGCUUCAACGUGUUCCUUCGACUAUAGCCCGCAAAAUUGACGAGGCUUGCGCGAAGGCGGAGAAGAACGCCAAAACAGCCAAGCAGCGACUCGCCAAGAUGAACGAGGCCAAUGAGGAGUACGAGGAAAGAAAACAAAACAUCGAAAAAGAGCGCGAACGCAGCCGCAUCUUUGAGGAAAAGCGUCUUGAGGCGCUGAGAUACGUGGCGAUCCGCACUACUUCGAGGCGUGGGUCGCCGGCUAGCGCGCCUGCAACUACAGCGUUGAGAGGGCAAACGCCUGCUUUGGGGGUUCCGUCACCGUUGCAAGACUCCCAGAGCCCGCCGAAAUAG
Messenger RNA from Colletotrichum karsti, 7602 nucleotides. Its product is annotated as ph domain protein. Gene Ontology annotation, cellular component: nucleus; cytoplasm. The transcript is spliced from 5 exons. Gene Ontology annotation, biological process: meiotic recombination checkpoint signaling; protein phosphorylation. Lineage: Eukaryota; Fungi; Ascomycota; Sordariomycetes; Glomerellales; Glomerellaceae. The coding region runs from base 1 to 7602 and encodes 2533 amino acids. Gene Ontology annotation, molecular function: protein binding; protein serine/threonine kinase activity; ATP binding. The record is from RefSeq and is a predicted model, not a curated record.